AUGGGUGCAACACGUUGGGGUGUACCCAGUUCGACAAUGAAAACACCAACAAGGCCUCGUUUCACUAUUGGAGGAACGCAGAUCAAUUCAUCCUCUAAGAAUGAUUUCAACUCUGGCCAACCUCGAUUCAGCAUCGGUGGAGCAGUACCGGCCAGUGCACGUAGACACUCUGUGUUCAGGUCACUUACCAGUAAUAUCAAAGACACUAGACCGCUAACUUCAAAAGAGUAUCAGUGUGAUAUGGUCCGAACGAUUUACGAGUUUCUUCUUGAACAUGAUGGAGAGAACUGUCUACCAGAACGAGUUAUCCGGUCGCCUACGAAGCAGGACUUUAUCUCUAUGUUUGAGAGCAUCUAUCAACACGUCAAUCCUGAUUUCCAGUUGAAGAAUGUCAAUGAAGAGGUGCCUGCGAUCUUUCGAGAGCUAGGUUAUCCCACUGCCAUCAAACCGAGCACCAUGCAAACCAUAGGAGCGGCCCAUACAUGGCCCACACUACUCGGCGCCCUAACCUGGUUGAUCGAUAAUAUCAAGGUAUGCAAUCAACUUCAAGGCAAGGUCGGACAAGAGCUACUCCUCGGUGGAGAUGAUUCAAAUGGUACCUUGAAGGCGUAUAAGUACAGUUGGAUGAAUACCGUAUUCAAGGAAUACAUUCAAAAUCGAAAGGAUUUCAUGGAAAGUGAUGAAGCAUUCGAUGUUAACAUCGAACGUCUCCGACAAUGGUAUGAACAACAGGAAGAUUUUGAUACUCAGAAACAGACUAUAGAGGCUAAUCUUGAGCAAAUUGCCGAAGAAUGUAAAGAAUUGGAGGCAGAUAAAGGAAAUGUGGACCGCUUGCAGCAAGACAUUGCACGUCUUGACGAUGAUAUCGCCAAGGCCCAAGAGUAUAAGGAGAAGACGGAUCAGGACGAAAAGUUAUUAGCAGAAACAUUGGACGCUGUGAACGUUGAACUAGCCACAGUCCGUGGACAAGAAAAGGAAUGUCGCGCUAAACUCGCGGAAGUCGAAAGCGCGAUCAAAGCUCAGGAAGAGACGAACGGACUGUGUGGGACUGAAGCUCGAGCUCUCAUAGCUGAAGUGGAUCAGAAUAAGCUCACUUUGAGAAAACUGAAAGCAGAGCUCGAGAAUCUGUGCAAACAGCACUGGAUGGCCGUUCCAAAAACCAAAAGUGCCCUAGCCGAGCAACAAGGUCGUCACCACAAACUGGUGGUGGAUAUCAGAAGUCUUUAUCCGAGCGCUUACUCUGAAGAUACGGUUAUUAUUGAUGAGAAUCCAAGUGAUGCCAGACAAGAAGAUGGAGUGAUUAGUGGUAAACUUCGCGAAAGACAACGUAUGGACUCGCGAGCGGAGCGUCAACGUCGAAGAGAUCGAGAUGAUUGGGAAAAGGAUGUGAUCGCUGAGGAGACAGAGCUUGAUCGUUUGGAAAAUGAGAAGGAAAUAUUGGAAAACAAGUGUCAUGAAGUCGGCAGCUUGAAAAGAGAUCUCGAAACUCUUCGAGCCGAAAAUGCAGAGUACUCAAAGGUACUGGCCGAAAAGCAGUUGAAAAUCAGUGAUGCAAUUCUGUCUAGAUUCCAUGCUGUUGUCAGUGACCUGGACAUGAUGAAGGAGGCACGCGAAUGGAUGAUGAGAAAGAUGGAAGAAAUGAUUGCAUUAGGAGAGCAGAUUCCAUCCGAUUCUCUCUUAGUCGAAGGAUAUGAUGAAGAUUGA
Messenger RNA from Haemonchus placei, 1704 nucleotides. The record is from the annotation of a GenBank genome assembly. Lineage: Eukaryota; Metazoa; Nematoda; Chromadorea; Rhabditida; Trichostrongylidae.